Messenger RNA from Eucalyptus grandis, 1239 nucleotides. Its product is annotated as probable aquaporin NIP5-1. The transcript has 4 exons. The coding region runs from base 126 to 968 and encodes 280 amino acids. Lineage: Eukaryota; Viridiplantae; Streptophyta; Magnoliopsida; Myrtales; Myrtaceae. Gene Ontology annotation, molecular function: channel activity. The record is from RefSeq and is a predicted model, not a curated record. Gene Ontology annotation, cellular component: membrane. Gene Ontology annotation, biological process: transmembrane transport.
UCUCGCCGUUAUAAGCACCCCCAUCGAUCUCUUCUUCUCGCUGAUCUAUUCUGCGUCCUAGGAAUCAAAGUUCGACCUUCUUUCCGAUUUCCACUAAUCUCCGGUGAGUCGUCAAACUGAGAAAAAUGUCAGGAUCAGGGGCCCAGGAGCUUGCUCUGGGAACGUUGGAAGUGGACUUGACGUUACCAGAGGACAUGCCCGUGAUAAGAUGCAAGUGCGUUCCGAUCGAUGAUGUGACCGAGGGUGUUCAGCAACUCAAGCCGGAUAAGUAUGAUCUGUUGCGGAAGGUUGGAGCCGAGUUUGUCGGAACCUUCUUCCUGGUGCUUUGCGCGGUCGCCGGCCCAAUCGUGAACCAAAAGUACGAUGGAGUAGAGACAUUGAUCGGGAACGCGGUGUGUGCUGGAGUUGCUGUGACGGUCAUAGUUUUCUCGAUCGGUCACAUAUCGGGAGCCCACCUGAACCCGUCGGUGACGAUUGCCUUCGCAGUGACCCGGCACUUUCCAUGGAUCCAAGUGCCUGGCUACGUUGCCGCACAGGUCGGGGGCUCGAUGUGCGCUUCCUACGUCCUCAAGGGGGUUUUCCAUCCCUUCGCGAACGGCGGGGUCACGGUGCCUUUGGUGAAUGUCAGGCAGGCAUUUGCUCUCGAAUUUCUCGCCACUUUCCUUCUCAUGUUUGUGAUCGUCGCUGUGGCAACCGACGCUCGUGCGGUAGGAGAUUUAGCAGGUAUUGCAAUUGGAGCAACGGUGCUGCUUGACAUUCUUGUGGCAGGGAUGUCGACCGGGGCUUCCAUGAACCCCGUGAGGACUCUCGGCCCGGCUGUGGCAGCAGGAAAUUACAAAGGAUUGUGGAUGUACAUGGUGGCUCCUCCUCUUGGAGCAAUAGCUGGCGCUGCAACUUACACGGUCCUGAAGCUUAGAGGUUACGAGGCUGAGCCGCCGCGUCGGAGGAGGAUAACCUUCAGAUGCUAAGGGUGGUCGGGUCCUCGACGACUCCGAAGCAAGACCCGACUGCUCCACCCGAAAUAAACAGCAAUUUACUAGGAUCCACCUGUGGUAGUUUUGUAGCGGUUAGUGUGGUUUUUUGGGGGACUGACAAAGGGAGUGUACGUGCCUUGAGUUUCCAAAAAGUAUCCCAGAGAAUGCCACUGUUCAUGAUCAUGUUAGUUCCCUUUGGAUGUAUAAUUUAGUUAGAUUACAUUUUAGUCCUCGAAGUAUGAAUUUUCGUGCAAUCUGGUCCUCU